Messenger RNA from Chenopodium quinoa (quinoa), 780 nucleotides. Its product is annotated as MLP-like protein 34. The transcript is spliced from 2 exons. Gene Ontology annotation, biological process: defense response. The coding region runs from base 78 to 545 and encodes 155 amino acids. Lineage: Eukaryota; Viridiplantae; Streptophyta; Magnoliopsida; Caryophyllales; Amaranthaceae. The record is from RefSeq and is a predicted model, not a curated record.
ACCACUCAUAUUGUAUACAACUAUUAGCAUAGAUUGCAUAUAUAUGUUAGUAAAGCAAGAAUAAUUGAAAUAAGAAUAUGAGUCUUAAGCGUAAGUUAGAGGGUGAGAUCGAGAUAAGAGCUAGUGCAGGAGAUGUGUACCAUGAAAUAUAUGAGAGUAAACCUCAUCAUGUUUCCCAUGCUUCUCCUCAUUUCGUAGAAAGCUGUGAUUUGCAUGAGGGUGAGCUUGGUAAGCCUGGCUCCAUCAUUGUUUGGAACCACAAAAUAGAUGGAAAACCCCUUAGAGCAAAGAAUAUAAUUGAAGAGAUAGACAAGGAGAAGAAGUUGGUGAGGCAAAGAUGUUUCGAAGGUGAUUUGAUGAACGAGUAUAAGACCAUCACUGGAACAUGUCAAGUGAUACCUAAAGACAGUGAAACCUGCAUAGUGAAGUGGAUUUUCGAGUACGAGAAACUCCAUCCUGGUGUCCCUGAACCAACAGCUUUGCUCGAUAACUUGCUUGCCGCUGCCAAAGACAUCGAUGAUCAUCAUCACGGCAUAAAGAAGUAAAAAAAUGUAUAUGAUUUAGGGUGUUGUUAUGUUAUAAUUCACCCCUAGCUUUCGUGUGCUAUUUAUUGCUUCUAAUAUAUGUUGUUUCAUUGAGUAGCUAAACUAAAUAAGGCUUGUAUUAUCUGCAUGAAUGAGUAUGUAUCUAUGUAAAAGAUGUAUGAGCACAUCUUAGAAUACAUGAUGUGUAUGUAUUCUAAGAUGAUAUAUAUAAAAAAAAUUAAUUUGAGAUCGAAAA